Durusdinium trenchii is the source of this 600-nucleotide messenger RNA. The record is from the annotation of a GenBank genome assembly. Lineage: Eukaryota; Dinophyceae; Suessiales; Symbiodiniaceae.
AUGAAGAACACCACAGCCAAGGGCCUCAAAUUCAUGGUCAAGAUUGGAGGGAAGAAGUACAUUGUAAACCAUGGCACUGCGGUGGCUACCCUCAAUGCUGGGCACAUCAUUGCCGGGUUCGGGAAGGGAGGCUACAAAAAGCUUUCUGCGCACGAUGGGGCAUCAGAGAAAGGGUUGGUCUAUCACUUGACACCAACUUCACAGGUCUUGAGCAAUGGCACCCUUCACAACCUGAAGGACUUCUUGGCUGCCAAGCGAGCCCAGGAACCAAACAAAGGUAUUGCUUAUCACACCGUGACUGACACCGGCAAUGCCAGUGACCCAAGUGCUAUUGAGCUUGCCUUGGAUGUCCGCGUGGAGUUUGCCCCCCAGGCAAAUGUGAAAGCUGAAGACAUCAAGUCUGAGGAAAGCAUGGCCAAAGUUGGAGCAGACCAGCUCUCAGCUGCCAAUUUGGUGCCUCAUGAUGGGUGGGACCAGCCGGAGUUGUGUGGCUUGGUUUGGUGUGUCCGUUGGGCACCACAGGGCCUGAUGCCCAUCAGGCCUGUCAUCGCGUUGAAGCAAGAGGUUCAGAUCCAGCCUGGCACAGGCAUUUUGCUGUGA